AUGUGCUGGGGAAAGAGAUGUGAAGGGUCCAACACGUGUUUCCUGCCAAGAACACCAGAACAAAGGAUUCGAGGAUUUGCAGGAGAACCCCACGCUCUUAGCAUCCGCCAGUGGGAAUACACAGGGGUGGCGAUACGCCGUGGCCGGCAGACUUGUCUUUCCUCACCUUCUUGCUGGGAUCGGGCUCCUGGAGGAAGUUCCAUAAAAGUCUAUCAGGCUCUUUUAAUCAGGACAGCCAACACCUCAACUGUGAACAAAGCAGCCUGGGUCUUCAUUGAGAAGUACCGCACCUGCCUGGGCAAAGACUUCCACAUCAACAAGUGGGUGUGUGGGGAGAUCACGCUCAUCCUCACCAAGAAGCUCUACUGCAAGAUAGCAGGGUCUGUCACAGCCCUGAUGGGGUGGAUUCAGGAGGAGGAGAGAGAAAGGAGAGAGAAUUUUGUUCCUGAGGUCUCAAUUCUGGAUAUGGAGACCAUUGAAGUAGAUCCUGACAACAAUGCAAUGCUGCAGCUUUUGGACGUUGGCAGUCUGUCCAACCUGCAAAUCACUCAGUCUACAGUUGGGAUGAAUUUAAAAAUGCCACAUGGAGCCAUUUGA
Oryctolagus cuniculus (rabbit) is the source of this 597-nucleotide messenger RNA. Lineage: Eukaryota; Metazoa; Chordata; Mammalia; Lagomorpha; Leporidae. The record is from RefSeq and is a predicted model, not a curated record.